UCGGAGGCCCCGCCCCGUGACCGGCGGCCCCGCCCCGCCCCGGCCCCGCCCUCCGUGAGGGCUGCCGGGAAGAGGCGGGGAACAAUAUGGCGGAUGGCGAGGAGCCGGAGAAGAAAAGAAGGAGAAUAGAGGAGCUGCUGGCUGAGAAUUGCAGUUGCAAGAGGACUGGACUGCCAAGCUUAAGUUCACAUUCCUUUUAUUUGAAACAUUUUCCACCUUUCGGGGCCGAAGAGCGAGUACAGCGGAAUGGCUGUUGAUGGUGGGUGUGGGGACACUGGAGACUGGGAAGGUCGCUGGAACCAUGUAAAGAAGUUCCUCGAGCGAUCUGGACCCUUCACACACCCUGAUUUCGAACCCAGCACUGAAUCUCUCCAGUUUUUGUUAGAUACAUGUAAAGUUCUAGUGAUUGGAGCAGGCGGCUUAGGAUGUGAGCUCCUGAAAAAUCUGGCAUUAUCUGGAUUUAGACAGAUUCAUGUUAUAGACAUGGACACUAUAGAUGUUUCCAAUCUGAAUAGGCAGUUUUUGUUUAGGCCUAAAGAUGUUGGAAGGCCUAAAGCUGAAGUUGCUGCGGAAUUUUUAAAUGACAGAAUUCCUAACUGCAAUGUAGUUCCACAUUUCAACAAGAUUCAGGAUUUUAAUGAUAUUUUCUAUCGACAAUUUCAUAUAAUCGUAUGUGGCUUGGACUCUAUCAUAGCCAGAAGAUGGAUAAAUGGCAUGCUGAUAUCACUUCUCAAUUAUGAGGAUGGUGUGUUAGAUCCAAGCUCCAUUGUCCCUUUGAUAGAUGGGGGAACAGAAGGCUUUAAAGGGAAUGCCCGAGUGAUUCUGCCUGGUAUGACUGCUUGUAUUGAAUGCACACUGGAACUGUAUCCACCACAGGUCAAUUUCCCCAUGUGCACCAUUGCAUCUAUGCCCAGGCUACCAGAGCACUGUAUUGAGUAUGUCAGGAUACUACAGUGGCCCAAGGAGCAGCCUUUUGGAGAAGGGGUUCCAUUAGAUGGAGAUGAUCCUGGCCAUAUCCAGUGGAUUUUUGAAAAAUCCCAAGAAAGAGCAUCUCAAUACAACAUUAAGGGUGUUACAUAUAGACUCACUCAAGGGGUGGUAAAACGAAUCAUUCCUGCAGUAGCUUCCACAAAUGCAGUCAUUGCAGCUGUGUGUGCCACUGAGGUUUUUAAAAUAGCCACAAGUGCAUACAUUCCUCUUAAUAAUUACUUGGUAUUUAAUGAUGUAGAUGGACUGUACACAUACACGUUUGAAGCAGAGAGGAAGGAAAACUGUCCAGCUUGUAGCCAGCUUCCUCAAAAUAUUCAGUUUUCUCCAUCAGCUAAACUGCAGGAGGUUUUGGAUUAUCUAACCAAUAGUGCAUCUCUGCAGAUGAAAUCUCCAGCCAUCACAGCCACAUUAGAGGGGAAAAAUAGAACACUUUACUUACAGUCAGUAACUUCUAUUGAAGAGCGAACAAGGCCAAAUCUCUCCAAGACACUGAAAGAAUUGGGACUUGUUGAUGGGCAAGAACUGGCAGUUGCUGAUGUCACUACACCACAGACUGUACUAUUCAAACUUCAUUUUACUUCUUAAAGAAAAUAAAUCUGCAUAUAAUAGUAGACUCAAAGAAGUACACUUCAUGGAUGCUUAAAGUUUAAUUCAUGUCAUUAUUAGCAUUGCCGGAAUUUCACUUUUUUAAUAUGAUGAGCCAUUCUUUUUUAAUUUUAUAACUUUCCCUUGAAGACUGAAUUUGGGGGGGUUAGAGCUUAUAAGCAUUUUCAUUAAUAAUUGGAAGUGAUGCCUGGAGAGAGCAAUUACAAGCAAAUGUAUUGCUUCUUUUGAGGCAACAAACAGUCUCUUAUGCGUGAAUUUUGUUAUUAUGGUCAAAGAACAUAUUUCUCAGUUUUCAUUUCAGCACCCAUAUAUCCAGAAGACGUUUCUCUAAAGGAAAUAAAAUUAAGUUUUCAAUGACAUCAAAAUUAAAACUCAAUCUAAAGCAUAUUGAACCUAGACUACUUAUUGCUUGAUUUAAUAUUCAUUUAAUGGUGGCUGUUCAAAUGAAUAUUAAUUAUUGCAAAGGUUACUUUGUCUUUCAUAAUCUGUAAAUGGUGAUAUAGCUCAAUACCUGUGCAUGGAAAUGGGAAGUAUUUUUAUGUGUUUACUUGCAGUGCCAUAGAGGCCAGUAUCCACAACAUUAAGGCCAAGACAUGGAUGUUUAAAGAAUUUAAUGUUUAAACAGUUAUCACUGAUGCUUUCGCACUAUUUAUUAAUAAAAUCAUAUGUUGUCUACCUUC
This is a messenger RNA of Sorex araneus (European shrew), 2276 nucleotides long. RefSeq names its product ubiquitin like modifier activating enzyme 3 (gene UBA3). The transcript has 19 exons. Gene Ontology annotation, biological process: protein neddylation. The record is from RefSeq and is a predicted model, not a curated record. Gene Ontology annotation, molecular function: NEDD8 activating enzyme activity. Lineage: Eukaryota; Metazoa; Chordata; Mammalia; Eulipotyphla; Soricidae. Gene Ontology annotation, cellular component: nucleus; cytoplasm. The coding region runs from base 247 to 1575 and encodes 442 amino acids.